GAGUUGCUGUUCAUCAGAACUUUACAGCUAUGGACUCAAGAACGGUGUUUGUCUUAUUAUGGAUGUUGCUGUUGUCCACCUCCACUGGAAUCAAACUAGAUGGAAAUGGUUAUGUUGACAUUACCAUUGCAAUCAGUUCAAACGUACCACAGAAUAACACGCUCAUUGAUAAAAUCAAGGACAUGUUCACUGAAGGGUCAAAUUAUCUUCAUCAAGCAUUGAAUAAAAAGGUCUAUUUCAAAGAAGCAACUAUACUCGUUCCACCCAACUGGAAUGGUAAGGAAUUUGACAAAGCAAGAACAGAGUCCUAUGAAAAGGCCAAAAUAAGAAUCGAUAAAGCUCAGUCAGAUGAGCCAUACGCUCAUCAGUAUGAUGAAUGUGGAAAGGAGGCUCAGUACAUUCAUUUAACCCCAAACUAUCUCCUAAAUGACUCUGUCAUUCAGCUUUACGGACCAAGAGGAAAGGUCUUGGUUCAUGAAUGGGCUCAUCUGAGAUGGGGCGUGUAUGAUGAAUACAGUGAAACAAAGCCAUUCUACCACGCUAAUGGCCGCGUUGUAGCUACAAGGUGUAGCAAUUUCAUUGAUGGGCUGCUUUAUAAUGUUAAUGCUGAUGGAUCUCUUCAACUGUGCCACAUUGAUCCACAAACUUUUCUACCUACCGAAGGCUGCAAGUUUUUUCCAAACAAAAACCAAUACACAGACAGCUCCAUAAUGUUCAUGCCAAGUCUGGAUUCUGUGAGCACAUUUUGUCAAGCAAACCAACACAAUUAUGAAGCCCCAAACCUGCAAAAUGAAAAAUGUGGCAACAAGCCGACAUGGAAUGUAAUAUUUGAGGAUUCUGUGGAUAAAGACACACUUCGUUCUCUAAAUCCAAUAUCAUCCUCUCCACCAGCACCAACUUUCAAAGUUGUGCAGCGAGGGCAACGGGUUAUUUGUCUCAUCCUUGAUGUCUCAGGAAGCAUGGCAACAGGCUCCAGAAUCCUUCGACAGCGGCAGGCUGCCACACAUUUACUGCAGAUCAUCAUUGAGGAUCAAGCCAGUGUUGGAAUUGUAAGCUUUAGUGAUGAUGCUAAAACUCUGAGCCCCUUGACUACUAUUGAUGAGUCCACACGAGAGAAACUCGUCAAUUUGCUGCCAGACUUUGCAGGUGGAUACACAUACGUGUGUAAAGGCCUCGAUCUAGGCUUACAGGUACUUUCAACAGACAAUGAGGAUGUAUUAGGAGAUGAAAUCAUUUUUCUGACAGAUGGUAUGGCGACAGACAAGAUUGAUGUUUGUAGUCAGAAGGCCAUAAACAGUGGUGCCAUUAUACACACAAUAGCUUUCAGUGACAGUGCAGAUAAAUUACUGGAGGAAAUGGCGGAACAAACUGGGGGGAUUUACUUCUCAUCCAAUGAUCAGCUCACCUCCAACCAGUUAAUGGAUGCAUUUGGUUCACUUACAUUAUCAACUGGAGAUUACACAAAAGACCCAGUUCAGCUAGAAAGUGUUGGAGAAAUAACAUCAGACUGGUUCAAUGGGACAGUAUCAGUGGAUCAGACUGUUGGUAACAAAACCAGCUUUGUAAUAAUCUAUCAACAAAGUGUUCCUAUCAUUUCCAUCCAGUCACCAAGUGGCUCAACCUACAGUGAAACAGAAAUGAGUCAUGAUAUAGUGCUGAAAACAGUCACCUUGAAUGUUCCAGGAACUGCAGAGCCUGGGGACUGGAAAUACAGUAUCCAAACUACAACACUUCAGGCUCUGACUAUAACAGUAACGAGUCACGCGGCGCGUGCUGAUGUUCCCCCUAUCAUAGUCAAAACCCGCAUGAACCAGCAGUUCAGUGACGGCACUAAACCCAUGAUAGUGUUUGCUGAGGUCAGUCAGAAUUACAGGCCUGUAAUAAAGGCUGAAGUGUGGGCUUACCUGGAGUCCCAAUCUGGGUCCGCACAAGAAUUACAACUCCUGGACAAUGGAGCAGGAGCUGAUGCUUUUCAAAAUGAUGGCAUCUAUUCCAGAUAUUUCACAAAGCUUGAAAAUGGCAGAAUAAGCUUGAAAGUAAGAGUGAAGAAUCAAGAUGGACAAGCCAGAUUGUCACUCCCCAAAAAGACUGGCGCCCCAUACGUACCUGGAUACGUGGUAAACGGUGUGGUGGAGCUGAACCCUCCAAAGCCUCCAGUUUCCGAGGAAACACUUGAGGUUGGAAGCUUCACCAGGACAGCCAUCGGUGAGAGUUUUGAGGUGGCUUUUACAGGCACGACCCCACCAAAUUUCCCUCCUAACAGAAUCACAGAUCUGAGUGCUGAGAUCCAGGAAGACUCUGUGCUUCUCAGCUGGACGGCUCCUGGUGAGGACCUCGACCAAGGGACAGCUAAAUCCUAUGAGAUCAGGUGGAGCUAUGACCUUCAAAUGCUUCGUGAAAGCUUCAGCAAUGGUCAUGCAGUCAACACAGCUGCCGUCUCACCGCAGGAGGCUGGAUCAGUUGAACAGCAUUCAUUCAAUCUCAGUUUCACAAUCCAAAAUGGCACCACACUUUUCUUUGCAGUUCAGUCUGAGGACGAACAAAAUGCAAUAUCUGAAACCUCCAACAUUGCUCAAGUUUCAAAGAUCCUCCCUGAUCCAAAACCCCCUGCAAUAUCAAACCCAGGCUUGAAUUUGACAGUUCUAGUAAUUUCUUUGUGUGUGGUAACUAUAGUCAUAUGCUUUGUUGUUGCUGUAAUCACAUGGGCAGUGAAACGCAGAAAACGCCUUGGGUAAAGCAACAACUGGAAUUAACAAUCUGAUGCAAACAAAUAAAUCAAUCCUUUUGUCUAGUUUGAACAUAACUAUGUACAUGCAACAACUUUAGAACAUUUCUUAAAACAGUUAUCUCUAUCAAACAGAAUUUCUUACUUUCUGAAUAUUUUUUCAAGUACAUGUAUUGCCAUCUCAUUUAGAAUUCUCAUUUAUAAUAGAUUCUCAAUCGAUUUAUCUUCCUCUGAAAUGUGAGUGACUUUAAAUACAAAAGAAUACAAAUAUUUUUUGUACAGUAAGGCAUGUAUUAAACUUUCAUUAUGAUGAUUUAAAGCACAUUUUUAGUUAAUCAAUUCUUUGAAUUUUAAAUGGGGACCUAUUAUGGCAUUUUUCAAAGUCUUGAAGUUGUUUUUGGGCUCUAUUAGACUAGGUUGUGAUGCUCGAAUGCUAAACAAAAAUAACUUAUUUGCCACAUUAUUUGACAUUGUUGCAGUAGCUUUCUUCCCAGUCUGUCAGAGUAACACUUUUUUUUUGUACAGAUAACAAUGUUGUCAAAAUGAUCUCUAUUCACAGAUCUGUGAAAAGGACUAAAAAUGCUGUAGCCUAUAUGUAUAUGCCAGGCCCCCAAAACGCCGUUGUCGUGUAAACGAGUGGCCAAAGCGUAUAAAAAGCUAAUGUAAAUGGCCUCUAAUGCAACUCAACCAGGUUCUUUUUUUUUUUUUUUUUUCUUUUGCAUAAGCCCUGGGCAGGAAUUAUUUAAAUGAGGAAUAUUGUGACGUGUAUGUUCCCAGAAGAAAACUCAAGACUACUAUCUGUGCGUUAAAGGGUUAGUUCACCCCAAAAAAAAAAAAAUAA
Molecule: messenger RNA, 3566 nt
Organism: Ctenopharyngodon idella (grass carp)
Lineage: Eukaryota; Metazoa; Chordata; Actinopteri; Cypriniformes; Xenocyprididae
Gene: clca1
Product: chloride channel accessory 1
Exons: 14
Coding region: 30-2735 (901 amino acids)
Source: RefSeq, a predicted model, not a curated record